AUGGCGUACGGUAACACUACUACUACCCCUGUUGUUGUUGUUGUUGUUUGCAUUAUGGUGGGCGUUGUUACGCUUACGCCACAUAGUGCAGAAGCACAAAUGUCGUGUAACAGCGUGUUUAGCAGCCUGUACCCGUGCCUCAACUUCGUAAUGAGAGGCGACGUUAUGUCACCAAGCUGCUGCAGUGGGGUGAAGUCCUUGUACGGUGCGGCUAAAUCCACAGCGGAUCGCCGGAGCGUGUGCUCCUGCCUCAAGGGCGUUGCUUCCAACGCUAAUCCGGCUCAAGUAGGGCGUGCCGCUUCUCUCCCUUCCAAGUGUGGACUUAGCGUACCAUACAAGAUCAACCCUCAACUUGACUGCUCCAAGGUCAAUUAA
Messenger RNA from Ipomoea triloba (trilobed morning glory), 375 nucleotides. Its product is annotated as non-specific lipid-transfer protein 1-like. Gene Ontology annotation, biological process: lipid transport. Lineage: Eukaryota; Viridiplantae; Streptophyta; Magnoliopsida; Solanales; Convolvulaceae. The transcript has a single exon. Bases 1 to 375 code for a protein of 124 amino acids. Gene Ontology annotation, molecular function: lipid binding. The record is from RefSeq and is a predicted model, not a curated record. Gene Ontology annotation, cellular component: membrane.